Molecule: messenger RNA, 660 nt
Organism: Bacillus rossius redtenbacheri
Lineage: Eukaryota; Metazoa; Arthropoda; Insecta; Phasmatodea; Bacillidae
Product: cuticle protein 16.5-like
Exons: 2
Coding region: 1-660 (219 amino acids)
Source: RefSeq, a predicted model, not a curated record
AUGGACCACAGCGUGCUGAUAUUGCUGCCCUUGCUGGCUGCCCUGGCGGCGGCGUCUGCUGCCGAGGACACGAGGGGCGGCGGCGGCGGCGGCGGUCCCGCCUCCAAGAACAAGCGCGGCCUGCUGGGGCUCAUCGGCUACGGCUACCCCGUGCCCGCCGCCUUCGCCGCCUACCAGCCCCUGUACGCCGCCCCCGCGCAUCAGCCCGCCGCCCCCGCCGCCGCCGUGCACUUCCCCGGCGUGGUCGCCGCCGCAGUGAAGCCUGCCGCCCCCGCUGCUCUGCACUUCCCGGGCGUGUUCGCAGCCCCCGCCGCCGUCAAGCCGGCAGCCGCCCCCGCAUUCGCCGCCUACCAGCCUUUGUACGCCGCCCCCGCGCACCUGCCAGCCGCCGCCCCCGCCGCGGUCCACUUCCCCGGCGUGGUCGCCGCCGCAGUGAAGCCUGCCGCCGCCCCCGCCUUCGCCGCCUACCAGCCCCUGUUCGCCGCCCCCGCGCACGUGAAGCCGGCCGCUGCCCCCGCCUUCGCCGCCUACCAGCCCCUGUUCGCCGCCCCCGCGCACGUGAAGCCGGCCGCCGCCGCCUUCGCCGUGCCCGCCUACCUGGCAGCGCUGCACGCCGCCCCCAGCAAGUCCGCCCUCCUGGGCUACGGAUACUACGGCUAG